Messenger RNA from Dromaius novaehollandiae (emu), 2227 nucleotides. RefSeq names its product zinc finger FYVE-type containing 27 (gene ZFYVE27). Gene Ontology annotation, cellular component: endoplasmic reticulum tubular network; growth cone membrane. Lineage: Eukaryota; Metazoa; Chordata; Aves; Casuariiformes; Dromaiidae. Gene Ontology annotation, biological process: neurotrophin TRK receptor signaling pathway; endoplasmic reticulum tubular network formation; protein localization to plasma membrane. The transcript is spliced from 11 exons. The record is from RefSeq and is a predicted model, not a curated record. The coding region runs from base 105 to 1421 and encodes 438 amino acids. Gene Ontology annotation, molecular function: metal ion binding.
GCGGCGGGGCGCGCGCCGUGAGGUCAGGGCGCCGCCGGCGCCUUCCCGGAAGCGGCGCGGCGCUCGGCGCUGGCGGCGCUCGGGGGGCCCCGGCCACUCCCGCCAUGCAGGCGGCCGAGCGCGACGGCGCGGCGGGUCCCGAGGGCGCGGCGGGCCCCGAGGCCCAGCCGGAGGCGGCGGCGGCGGCGGCGGCGGCGCCGCCACCGCGGGCCGCCGCCUUCGACCUCCUGACGCUGGUGCUGAGCUACCGGCGGCUGGAGCUGUACGCGGAGCCGCUGCGGGAUGCGGCCGAGGCCGUGCGCUCCCUGGUGCGGUGGCAGCGGCCGCUGUGCUCCCUGCUCGUCUGCCUGGGCCUCAACUUCCUGCUACUCACGCUGGACCGAGGUGGGAGCCGGGACCCGCCCCCCCCCCGGGCCCUCCCGCCUCCGAGGCCGCGGCUCACGGUGCUCCCGGCUCUUGCAGCUGCCUGGUACUCGGUGCUUGCGCUGGUGGUCCUGGUGCCGGCCCUGCUGGGCUACCUGCAGGAGACGUGUCGCGCCCGGCCUGCGGGGCCCGAGCUGGCGCGCAGGAGAUACCACAGCGUCCGCCGUGAGGACCUGCGCAAGUUGCAGCUCUCGCGGCAGGAGGCCGUCGCCCAGGUCAAGGGCUUCCUGAUCCAGCUGGAGGCGUUCCUGAGCGGGCUGUGCUGCAGCUGCGAGGCGGCGUAUCGCGUGCUGUACUGGGAGAACCCCGCUGUCUCCUCCCAGUUCUAUGGGGCGCUGCUGGGCUCUGUCUGCGUGCUGUACCUGCUGCCCCUCUGCUGGGUCCUGGCCAUCCUCAACAGCACCCUCUUCCUGGGCAAUGCCCAGUUCUACCAUGUGAUACUGGAGCUGAAGGCCUCGCUUGAGCAGCGUGUGGGCACCAAACCUCUGGAGAACACGCCAGAGCCUGCUGAAUCCCUGCCAGCUGCUGCCCCGCUGGAUCGGACCCCCACACCCACCAGCACAGAGGACCUUACCCCUGGCAGCGUGGAGGAGGCCGAGGAGGCAGAGCCUGAUGAGGAAUUCAAGGAUGCUAUUGAGGAGAACCAGCUGCUGGUCAUGGACGACGACGAGAGCUCUCAGUGUUCGUCAGAGUUUGACCUCAGCCUCCCAGACAACGGUUUUAUGAGCAAAAACGAGGUGAUUCGCAGCAAGGUGUCACGGCUGACUGAGCGCCUGCGUAAGCGCUACCCCAGCAACAACUUCGGGAACUGCACGGGUUGCGCAGCCACCUUCUCUGUGCUCAAGAAGAGGCGGAGCUGCAGUAACUGUGGGAACAGCUUCUGCUCCAGGUGUUGCUCCUUCAAAGUCCCCAAGGCUGUGAUGGGAGCCACAGCCCCAGAGGCUCAGCGGGAGACAGUUUUUGUGUGCGCUCUGUGCAACCAGGUGCUCAUCAAGUGACUAGAACAGGCCCCGCCAGCCUGUGGGCCCUGUACUGCCUGAUGUGGGUCCCGUACUGCCUUGUGGGCAGUGGGAGCACUGCCCUUGUUGCUGAAGGCCUCGGUCGCUUGGUUGCCAGCUUGGCAUCCCUGCCAGAGGACACUUGUACUUGUUGCUCCCCUGCCAGUGUCGCCGGGGGGGCAGACCAGAUCUCCUUGCUGCACGGCAUCUGCCACACCACCUGGGUCGCAGCGGAGCAUUGCCCACAGCCAUGCACCCGUCGCCGCCCCUCGGCUGCCUCCUGGCAGCUGUUCAGUGCUGCUCCGAGCCCUGGGCACCCCCAGUGCAGACUGCGCCCCGCUAGGUGCGGCCUAGGCUGUGUGGCCCAGCUCGGUGGUAGAGGAGCCAUCCUUCCCCCUUUGGGUCCUACCUCCGUCUCCUGGACGGGAGCAGAACAACCUCGGGGCUCUCUCCCUACCUUUCUGAGUACUGUGCUAGGUGACUGUAUUUUUGGGAUCAAGUUAGAGCUCUGCCUGUGUCCCCGAGAGAUGUGGUCCUUGGUCCUGACUCAGCUGAGCUCCGCUAGCUCUAGGCACUCCUGUGCUCCUCAGCCUCCUCGUAUCCAGGUCUAGUCUUUCCUCCCCUCAUUUUUGGCUGUAGCAGAGGUGCAGAGAGCGUGAGCAUGGGGCUCGGCUAUGCGGCUGGGUAGCUGUAGUGAAAGAGGUGCAAGUUGGGCUGCUCUGUGUACUUAGUGACUGCUGCUUUCUACUACAGAUUAAUAUAUAAGUGUAUAUAGAGAACAACCAAUAAAUCUCUUGUCAAUUGGC